Messenger RNA from Myxozyma melibiosi, 2723 nucleotides. RefSeq lists its product as uncharacterized. Bases 243 to 2636 code for a protein of 797 amino acids. The record is from RefSeq and is a predicted model, not a curated record. Lineage: Eukaryota; Fungi; Ascomycota; Lipomycetes; Lipomycetales; Lipomycetaceae. The transcript has 2 exons.
UAGCAGCGACGAUGUAGAGUAGAAGACAAACGCGACGCGUGCCGACCUGCGGCGCGUGUGCGAGGUAGAAAUAUGACGCGCGAGCGCGUACGCGUUUUUCACGCGCUUUUCCCGAUUGGGACGAGACGCGCGAAAGAGAGUUUGCGGACUCCUCCUCCUCGCGCGGUCCUCGUCGACUGCGACAAAUACUCACACACACGGUAGAGUAGUAAGAGGAAGAAGAAGAAGCAGCAGCAGCAGCGAUGGGCCUCACUUUGCGAGUAAAAGCAAAGAACGACGCGACGCUGGCGACGAAGCAGGAAUCUGUGAACGAGGCCGCCAGCAGCGCACCUCCGCGGUCGCCAAUGUCGCCAGAGAUGCCGGACUCGUUCGUCUUUCGCGAUUUGGAUCGCUAUCCGCGGAUUCAGCAGCAGCAGCAGACUACAGCUACAACUACAACUACGACUAUUUCAUCAUCAGCAUCUUCAGCACCUUCAAAUACCACUCGCCCCCUCCCAGGUCCCCUUCAAAGCGCACCUCGGCCGCAAUUUCCUCGCCGCCAGUCCUCUGUCCGCACCGCGAGCUCCUUCCACUUCACCGCCCAACCUCGCUCGGGCUCGGACUCGUCGACCGCGGACUCGUUUCACACCUCCGUCACCAGCACCGCCUCCGACCGCUCGGACUCGGUCGCCUCGUCCUCGCGCUCGCCGUCGGUGCCAAAUUCGACCUCCUCGUCCGCCUCCUCGACUGACGCAAUACCCCUGGAAGCCGUCCAGGUCCACCUCGCGGCCGCCUCCCGCGAAUCCACCCCUCGCGCAAUCCGCAUCUCCACCGUCUCCUCGGUCUCGCCCAGAUCCUCGCCGCCGGCUGCAACAGCCCUCACCGUGUCUCCUUCUUACUCCUCUUCCUCCCCUUCCCCUUCUUCCCCUACCUCCUCCCGCUCCAUGAGCUACAACACCGCCGGCUCCCUCCCCACCUCCCCUGCCGCCUACGAGUCCACCACUCUCAGCAGCGGCACCGCUGCCGUUGAUGCAGGCAGACUCGAUUUCUCGGACGACACUUACGUCGACGACGACGACGACGCCUUUGACGAAACCGGCUCCUCGCCAGGCAAGUCCCCCACCACCGUCAAGAAACUCGACGCUUUCUUCGGCCGCACCCAGUCCCACAUCAAGAAAAUCCACAUGCCGUCCUCGAUCAAGCAGGCGUCGGCAGACACCCUGUCUGCCGUCAAAUCCAUGUCCUCGCCCUCAGCCGGGAACGUGCACCGCUCGAUGGCGCAGUACAACUACGACCUUGUCGAGACGCUGCAGUCUGAGCUGAGGCUAGUCUCCGUCGAACUCGCUGCCUCCAUCAAGCGCGAGCUUGAUCUCGAAAGCCUGCUCGAUCAGUACGUCACCGUCAACGACGACAACGACGCAGACGACGACAACCAGGUCGCCGAACUCUCCGACGGCAGCUCAUCCCUUGCCGACGACGACAACUACGACGAUCCUGAUCCGGCGAAGGAUAAGUUCAGACGCGGGCUGCAGUUCAGCCCGGAGAAGAUGCAGGAGCUGGAGGCGAAGCUGCGAAAAGAACGGAGGGAGAAGGUGCAGAUGCGACUUGAGUUUCAGAAAACGGUCGAGAUCGAACGUGAGGGUCGGCGAGAAGCCGAAGGCAGGCGCAAGAAACUUGAGGAGCAACUAAAGAGCAAAUCGAAAACCGGCAAAAAAGACGCAUUAAUAACCGCAAAUAUCGAAGCAAACGAAACAAUCAAGUCCCUCGAACUCGCGCUCGAAGACUCCCAGCGCAAACUGUACAACGAGCGCAUGAACUCCCAGAACCUGGAAUACAUGCUCACGGGAAUGCGCGAGGAGCUACAGGAAGUCUCGAUCAGGAGCCCGUCUGAGCUGUCGAUGGCCGCGCGCGCUUCGAGCUCGAUGCAGAUGCUGCAGAACGGCAGCCACGCGCGGUCGAUUUCCGAGUCGAGCGCGCGCAGCUUCGCGUCGAGUAAGGGUUCGUCGGCAGCGAUUAAUGCGAUGACCGACCCCGAGGAAAUGAGAAUGCGCAUCAAAGACCUCGAGACGCAAAAGUCUGCGCUGCAGGACGCGCUGCGGUCGCUUAAAGACAGGCACGAGAUCGAGCUCAAGCGACACGCCGAGAAAGAAGCCACGCUGCAAAAACACCUCGUGCGCUCGCGCGAACUGGUCAAGACAGCGGUGUCGGCGCGUAAGGUGACGGGCGAGAAAGACGUGCUAAUGCUGAGAGAGCAGGUCGCAGUCAUGAAGUCCAAGCUCGUGGGCGCGCAGGCAGGCAAGGACGAGCUACAACGGAAUCUGCUCGAGCUCAAGCAGCAGUUUGAAAGCAUCACGCAGGCGCACGAGGCGUCGCAGUCUCGCCAGCUGUCACAGUCCGAGCAGAUGUCUGGCCAACUGGCUACUAUACAGGCACAGAGGGAUCAUUACAAGGCAUUACUCGAGAAGCUCGAGCGCGACCGCCAGCAGAUGAAGGAGGAGCAUCAGCGGAUGACAGAUACUCUACACAGCAACUCGCAGAGAAUAUCAGAGUUCUCGUCGCAGAUCCAGAAACUGGUGGCCGACAACCAUGCGUUUUCGUCUACGCCGUACUUGGGAGUGUCGCUGUUCGACCAGAUGAAAGUAGGAAGCACUGCUUAGAUCAUUUUUUGUGUUUGGUUUCUGUGAAUAUGAAUUUUUUGGAUGAAUUAUUAUUAGAUAGAUGACGGACAUGAAAAUAAAACGGUG